CACAAGCUCAGCACGCUUCAGCAGAAGAUGAGUAGAGCAGCGAGCAGCGGGGGUGGCCGGAGCUCUCUGGGCUACCUCUUUGAGCCGGAGGAGAUCUUCCCGAUCCACAGGUUCAAAUCCAACCGAAAAACCGAGAAGCCCUCGGAAGACCACAUCGUCCCGCCGCCAAAGGACGGCAAGGUCAUGACCUGCGAUGAAGCAGAUCAACGAGAACCGCCAUAUCAGGCUCCUCCGAAGAGGGAGGAGGACUCGAACCCUAUUGUGUCUCACAGACCUGCUUCCAUCAUCUACCACACUAACCAAUCAGGCAACAACUCCGGGCUUCUAAUCACUGACCGUCCGUCGACGAGGGUCCGGUGUGCACCUGGAGGGGCGUCCUCGCUAGGAUUUCUCUUCUCUUCGGAGACGCACGUAGCUGACGAAAAAUGAUGGCACACACCCAAUCCACAAGAGUUUAUGACUCGGUGGAUCUAUCUAUGCUUUCAUAUGCAGUAUGGGGAAGAAGGGUGUUCUAAUUUAUGUACCACGAGCUGACGAGCUUGGCACAUGCCUGCAGCUAGUUUGUCUCUGCAUGGCCUAUAUAUCGUGUUGCUUGGUCAGUGUGUACCAUGGAGCUUAAUAUCUUUGUUUAUCGAUCGCGCGUAGCGCUUGCGGCGAUCUUUGUUGUAAAUUGCUGCUAUGCAGACCUUAAGUUAUAUAUGGGGUUGAAGUUAUGUUUGGGUGUUCAAUUCAAAUGGUUUUGUUACUCUUGUGAGUUAAUGUGUAAUUCCAAGACUGAAUAUAGAUUGUUGUAAUUUAUUUUA
This is a messenger RNA of Hordeum vulgare subsp. vulgare (domesticated barley), 803 nucleotides long. RefSeq names its product protein SPIRAL1-like 4. Gene Ontology annotation, biological process: cortical microtubule organization. The transcript has 2 exons. NCBI's taxonomy places the organism in Eukaryota, Viridiplantae, Streptophyta, Magnoliopsida, Poales, Poaceae. The coding region runs from base 28 to 429 and encodes 133 amino acids. The record is from RefSeq and is a predicted model, not a curated record. Gene Ontology annotation, cellular component: cortical microtubule, transverse to long axis.